Messenger RNA from Dermacentor albipictus, 8006 nucleotides. RefSeq names its product protein kinase C iota type (gene aPKC). Lineage: Eukaryota; Metazoa; Arthropoda; Arachnida; Ixodida; Ixodidae. Gene Ontology annotation, molecular function: protein binding; ATP binding; protein serine/threonine kinase activity. Gene Ontology annotation, cellular component: nucleus; cytoplasm. Gene Ontology annotation, biological process: establishment or maintenance of cell polarity; protein phosphorylation. The record is from RefSeq and is a predicted model, not a curated record.
GACUGGGCAGGCAUUGUAUAUAUAAACGAGAAGGCCCAAGAUGCUAUGCGAAAGGUGUUUCCGCUUCCGUUUGGCACAACCCAGCAUGGCGGCGGUGGAAUUUCUGCUUUGACUCAUUGGGGUGUUUGUGCAGCAAGAUUGGCGAGCGCUGCAAGUGCUGAAAUGCCUGAGCGUUUGAAGACUGUGAAAUCGACGUCGCGGACGCGCUGUCUGCGACGCUAGUUAGCCUUUUACGUUCGCGAAAAUCGCGAUCCUAUGAGCAGUCGCUGCGCGCUUCUCCCGCGAGUUGACCACAGAACAUCAAUCUGCUGCUUCGCUCUGAGUAAUUAAUUCGGCCUCCAAGAUGACUGACGGCGAAGGCAAUGAAAUUCGUGUCAAGACGGCCUACAAUGGGGAGAUCAUGGUCAUGUACAUCGACCCAUCCAUCGCUCUGGAAAAGCUCUGCAAGGAGAUGCGGGACAUCUGCAAAUUCAACGAGGAGCAGCCGUUCACCAUGAAGUGGGUCGAUGAAGAAGGCGAUCCAUGCACCAUUUCAUCACAGGAGGAACUGAACGAAGCCAUCCGUCUGUACGAACUCAACAAGGACUCUGAGCUCACCAUACACGUUUUUCCUAAUGUCCCCGUGGCCCCUGGUAUGCCCUGUGCUGGAGAGGACAAGAGCAUCUACAGAAGAGGGGCACGGCGGUGGCGUAAACUCUAUCGUGUCAACGGCCACAUCUUCCAGGCGAAGCGUUUCAACCGGCGUGCGUUCUGCACCUUCUGCCUGGACCGCAUCUGGGGGCUGGGCAGGCAGGGCUUCAAGUGCAUCAACUGCAAACUCAUGGUGCACAAGAAGUGUCACAAGCUCAUCAAGCUGGCUUGCUCGGGACCUCUUAAAAAUGACCAGGACCAGUUUGCUGAGUCGUCUGCCCCCACUACGCCAGCACCAUCAAGGACAAACGACACAACAAAUGGCGGUGACGUCAAUGGCACGAGUUUGACCAGAGCUGGAACUCCCAGGCAUAAGACACAUCAAAGGGCAAGCUCAGCUGUCGAAACAACCACCGACUCUUCUGCUGGUCACCUUGGCCAAGACAUUGAUGACCAAGUUUCGGGAGGGGUGGAAUCUGGUGGCGACUCGUGCCAGUACGGUCUGCAGGACUUUGACUUGAUUCGGGUGAUUGGCCGGGGCUCUUACGCCAAGGUGCUCAUGGUGGAACUCAAGAAGACCAACCGGAUCUACGCCAUGAAGAUCAUCAAGAAGGAGCUUGUCACUGAUGACGAGGACAUUGACUGGAUCCAGACAGAAAAGCAUGUGUUUGAAACGGCCUCCAACUACCCAUUCCUAGUGGGCCUGCACUCCUGCUUCCAGACAGAGAGCAGGUUGUUCUUUGUGAUCGAGUUUGUGCGGGGAGGUGACCUGAUGUUCCACAUGCAACGGCAGCGCCGCCUGCCGGAAGAGCAUGCCCGUUUUUAUUCGGCUGAAAUCUCUCUUGCCCUCAACUUUUUACACGAAAGGGGCAUCAUUUAUCGGGACUUGAAAUUGGACAAUGUCUUGUUGGACCACGAGGGCCACAUCAAGUUGACCGACUAUGGCAUGUGCAAGGAGGGCAUUCGUCCCGGUGACACUACAAGCACCUUUUGUGGGACACCAAAUUACAUUGCCCCUGAAAUCCUCAGAGGGGAAGACUACGACUUCAGCGUAGACUGGUGGGCGCUGGGCGUGCUCCUGUAUGAAAUGCUGGCGGGCCACUCUCCUUUCGACAUCAUGGGCACCAGUGAAAAUCCUGAUGAGAAUACCGAAGAUUUCCUUUUCCAAGCAAUCCUCGAGAAGACGAUCCGUAUUCCACGCUCUAUUUCGGUCAAAGCCCAGUCAGUGCUCAAAGGGUUCUUGAACAAGAACCCUGUUGAGAGGCUAGGCUGUCACCCGAAUACGGGCUUCAGUGACAUCAUGUCGCAUGCAUUCUUCAAGAGCAUCAAUUGGGAGCAGCUGGAGGGAAAACAAGUGACUCCGCCAUACAAGCCCAAACUUGGCACAGAGCGUGACUUCGAGCACUUUGACCCACAGUUCACAAGCGAGCCCGUGCAGCUGACUCCUGAUGAUACGAAAGUCAUCUCGAAGAUUGACCAGUCGGAGUUCGAGGGAUUUGAGUACGUCAACCCACUGCUGAUGUCACUGGAGGAUUGUGUGUAGCUGUCCCUUGUAUUAUCUCUCGUUCUUUGUUUCAUUUCCGGCCCGUGUCCCGACACAUGGGUGGAGUCGAGAGCCUCUUGGGGCACCUUUUCUCUGGAUUCCACGUGUGAGCUUCAGGGCCCGCAUCAUGGGCAGACCAAAAUAGGGCCAAGCCAGCUCACUAAGCACCCCUGCUCAUUUUUCAAGUGUCUGGUUUAAGGAAAUUACCAAGCGACGUGAUUGUUCUCGAAAGGUGUUGGAUCGUUGCGUCACCACUAUAACGAGUUGUACCAUCGGUGUAAUGAGCAGACACGGUGGCAGUUCUAUUUUGAGCACUUGACCACAGGAUUGGGCUGGCUUGCCUUCUGUGGACCACACACCUCAAAGGAGGCCUUCUUUUUAAUUAGUCCGUGAUAGUUUCUCGCGCAGAUGUUAUCGCGAGCGAGUGUCCGGGUGUGGGCGUGCAAGACUCUUGUGGCAGGCCUUUCUCGAGCUUGCUAGUACGCGUGCAUUACGUGUUGUUGCCUUCCGCUGCCAUCAUUAAUUGGUGGUGGAGAAUUGUUUGUCGUAAAGCUUGGCGUGCUAGCACAGGUAGCACAGAAGUGUAUCUGACUAAGCCGUUGUUAUUAAGUGAGAAGCAGUUCUUUUCCUAUGAUACUUAAAUGUGUGAAGCAGCCUUGUAGCAUCAUUUGGGCCAGAGUUCGUUACAUUUUUACCUUCUCUGUUUCACACUAGAAAGAGCAGCCCACAAAUUGUUUUCGAUAAGUUAGAAAUAUUUUUUAAUGUAGUUUCAGGCUACACAACAUAUUUAAGGACAUGCGGAGCGCAUUCUUAUUGUCUCGGUGUUUGUGUAUUUUAGAGUCGCUAAUGUGCGCCUGCCGUACUCGACGAAAGCAGCCGUCGAAGUGUGGGCAGUUAAAAUACAGCAGUCCCUCCAGUGGAAAACGACCUUUGUCAAGCAGCACCUUCCGUAGGGUAUAUUGUGCACAUAUAUAGAAGCAUUACGGUGCUCCUUCACAAGCCACAGCAUCCUUCUGGAGUGCGUUUUCUUUCCCCCCAUCGUCGACAGCAGCGUAGAGCCCCAGUGCUGCUGUGUUUAUCAUAGUAUUAGGCGUCUUUUCUUCCUUAUUGUCCUGACACGCCAGGGACCUACAAAAUAGUGCAUUCCAUCCAUCACUGUCAGCCAUUGUGGUUCUCUCUUUCCACCGUGGAUGUAGUUCCGCAAAAUUGGACCAGUGCUACUAGCACCGCAGACUCUCUUUUGAAGUCUUUUAGCCUGCUUUCCUGCAUCAUAGUACGCCAACAUAAUGGUGGCAACAGUUGCUUUGCGUAAUUCGCCUGCAAUGAGAAAGAUGAUGGGUUUUCACUGGAGACGCUGUGAAGUACGACUGCCCAGUGCUAGUGUGUGCGGUGAGCGCUUCAUCUUCACAUGAAUGACGAACAGUGCCACUAGUACGCAGGCUAAAGCGUAACAUGUAUUGCUCUAAAAGAAUUACGCCCUUUACGGUGCAAAUGUCUCCCACAACAGCGUAGUCGUCAUUAUUAUUAUUGAGGGAAAAUUUUUUCCUCUAAUGCUAUGUACCGCCACAUAGUGUUACCGACAAGAAAGUUCCAAGCACACAACGUACCGCCAAUUUACAACUUAAAGCACAUCAUGUGUAAUGUUAAUGUGUAAUGGAAAAAGGCUUGUUGACUAGAUUCAUUCAGUUUUCUGCACAUUGAAACGGUGCUGAAGCAGCCACCAAGCAGCUUGUGCUUAUUGUUAGUGGCUGAUGGCAGUACUCUCCUGUCGUAGCUUUAAUGUGGUGCCACUUUUCUAGGUUUUGUAUGUCAAAGUGUUAGGGCCGUGAGUAGGAAGUGUUGUCUGAUCUAGUACAAUUCCUUUUCCCAUUGCGAGCAGUUGAUGGUGUGGUUGCCAUCAUCACUGUGGGGCAAAGAAAAGUAGGCGUGACUUAACGGAGCAAACAGCAGAUGUUGUGAGAUAGUUGUAAUUUGGACUUCACUAACAGAUACUUAAGAUGUGAUAGUAAUGUAAUUUGGCACCUCUACGGCCUUGGCUAGUUGUUAGUGACCUGAUCUUGCCACUUAUACUGAAUUGGGGUAUAGGCAGCCUAAUGUUUACAGUAACAUGUUUGAACCUUACCAAAUCAAAGGUGGAUGGCAUUUCUUCGUUCAGCAGUGAGGCAACACUGAUGGGCUGCUUCAAAAUGAGUGAUGCAUUUAUAGGAAAUGUUUACAUUGAACACUAGGCCAUUCUUUAGGGCUUUCUAUUCAGACCGUCCCUGCCAUCUGCACGUUGAACAUGCUACGGUGUGACCCUCGCCAGCACUUCUUGUACCGUAUAGAAUUUGUAACAGAGCAUCUCUUCCAACCGCGCGAGCAUUUAAGGCAGUUGCUUUUUUUUUUCGUGAAUGUUGAGUUCUUGUUGUCUUAUUUGGUUUUGACAUCUUGAGAGCAGUUGUGUAAACAAGCGCAGGCUCGUGUCUAUCCUUAUAAAAUUAAUAUUCAAUAUGUUUUACUUUGUAGCAACAGGUCCUGUACCUAUUUCCUUCCUUUUUUUUUUUCCCCUAUUGCUCUUCUUAACGUGUCGUGUGUUGCGAAUUUUGGUAAAUGAUUAUUUUUUUCACACAUUCCUGUUGCACGUGUCACUUUUAGAGAUGGCUUAUGUGCAAUGUAAAGUAUUUUGACAUGUGAUGUGGCCUUCUCAAGGGGACACUCCGUUUAAGCUAUGUAUAUCUCUGAACCAAUAUGUGGAGAUGUUCUUUAUCACAGAGAGCACAGAGUUGCCAGAAAGCAAGUGACAGAAUAUGCAUGAAUUUCGUUCAUUGUCUAGAUAGCUUAGAUAUUUGUGAACCAGGAAAAAAAGUGAACACGAAAAUUUGUGGCUGUUUGUAUAAUCCAUGCCCUCUGUGUGCAUGGGUGCUGUUUGCUUUUUGUUCAUUCAUAGUUAAAUUGUCGGGAAAAUAGGUUUGGAGGUUUUCCUAAUGUCUGCAGUAGGCAGGCGUCGCACAGAGCCGCGCAAUGUGUGGCGUGCAGCUAUGCCUGUACUUUUAAACUUCCGUCUACUUUCACGAGGGCUGCUUUGUCUCACGAAAGCUGGACCCGCAGGAACAGUUUGCAAAUUUCAAAGUGAGGCCCCUCAUUAAAAAAAUUAAUUGCGCUAUUGUGAUGACCUCCGUUGACGACUGCUUGUUGAACGUCUGCCUUCUUAUCACUGGAAGCUGAAGUGUUUACCACAAACAUAUGUACACAGCAAAGCACGCUAAAAUUUUUUUAGCGUGAUUAGCCUUAUUUUCUUUGUCAACCACAGAGUAUUUAUAUGAUUGUAACGCAUUACAUUCCCUUUUUUUUUAUGAUUGUGAUCAUUACUCGUCGUUUGUUGCCGUUUGCUCAUUAUCAUAUUACUUUGUUGUGUUUUUGUGAUUGUGCGUCUGUACGCAUAUGUAGCAGUUUGGCCAAGGUCGCCAAACUGCAGUGAUGCUGUUGCUCCACCACGGGCACUUUAUUAUUAUUAUUAUCUUUCAAACUUUUAGUUUAUGCCAGCUCACUUUCAAACCAUCUUGUGACAGUACUCGAUUGUGCUAUCAUUCGUGCUGCCCUUUUCUUUUGUAACUUUUUUUUAAUCGCUGAUUUACAAGUUGUGCUAACGUGCUUUUGUGACUCACUGCGUGUUUAGUUUUUAACAAUCCACUGUGUUAUUUGUAAUUAUGGAUUUGUUGUGCAUACACGCUUUUGCUUGUCACAGUGGCUGCUUUUGUGGCGUGUACUGUGUUGUACAGGAGACCGAGGUGUCGCCACAUUUUCGUAACCUUUAUAUAUAUAUAUAGGUAUAUAUACAUGUAUGUACACAUAAUCAAACACGAUUGUCCCAGAAAUGCUGCCUCGGCACUUCGCAGAAAGUAAUCUCUUCCGACACUUGCGAAAUUAAUGCUCGUUAACCCCCGCUAACUUGGUCACUGUUGGCUGUAUAAGGGUUAGAAAUUGUACAGGUAACAAGAAACAUGCAUUAAAUAUUUAUUCUGCAUUGCAUUCAAAGUGGCAGUGCAGAGUCGCAUCACACAAAUGGAGACAAAAAGAUAACACAGCUGUUGCAGCCACCACCAACUUUUAUUCACAGGAAUGAGCACUAUAUGAACGCAUGCACAGCAGGAUACCGCAUUGUGACUAGCUGUAAAUUUUUUUCAUUGUUUAUCUAACCACUCAAACACUUGGUUAGCUGUGCUGAUUCUAAAAAAAAAACGGAAUUAUGCUUUGUGUAUGUAAAAUCUCAAAUGCUUGUCUGUUACAUGUUUCAUUCAGUCAAGCGAUAUGAAAAGCACAAGCGACAUUUUGGUGUGCUGCUCACUUUGACUUAACAAAAUUCUUGCUUUACAUAUCAGGCUGUUGUAUAUAUAUAUAAAGCAGUUCUCCCUCUGAAUAAAGCUCAGUUUCUAGUGCAAUGGCUGCGAUGCCCUUUUAAAUCCUCUUAUCGUCUACCGUGCGUUUUCACUGCCAUUGUGAAUGCAAUCAGCCACCAACUACCGAGCUGUCAGAACUACUGAUCUAGCAGCAUGUUGUUGCAACCUGCCGAUUGCAUUUGCAAUCAUAACUUAUAGCUUGUUACUGAAACAAAACAAAAAAUACAACAACAAAAAAAUACUGCUAUCAGCACUUUCUGUAAUGCUGUGUAUGUGUCCUGAAUUUUGUUCCGCUAAAAAAAAUGAAACAAGCAUAUGCCAGGCUGCCCCAUUACGACAUUUAGAAUGUAAACUCGCGCCUUAAAGGACCUAGUUUACACUUGGGAUGUAACGUUGCACUAAAGGGUUCAACAUUUAAGACGUAGCGAAGGAAACUUAGUAAGGUUCAUUGAAUGUAGUAGGUUCACCAUUUUUGCUGGAGGUAAAAUUGAUUCCACCAAACACAUGCGUGGAUGGAUGGAUCAAAGGGCAUUUUACAAAACCCACAAGUUGAACAGCCAAAUGCAUCAUUGCUUGUGGUGAUGAGUCUAUUGUGGACGUUCUGGACUUGUGUAUUAGUCAUGCUUGGCAGUGUAAAAUGUACAUGAGGGAACAUGUAAAUUCAGUUAAAACACUGAUUAUGACUCACUUUAAUGCCAUAGGUGCUCUAGUUACUACUUGUUCAACAGAUGUUUGUCUCCUGGGUUGCAUCUGUUACCGUUCCUCGAAGCAGCAGGAGAAGCUGUACCAACCGGCUAAAUGUACAAAAGUGAGGUGUAUGCAUGCACUAUUCCUUGUACACUGUCUUUUGCAUGCCAGAUUAUUCAUUAAUUCUUCAGAAGUAACUCUUAUUUUUUUCGCGUAUGCAUGAUAUGGUAAGUGAACCUCCCUCCACACAACUUGCAUUAUCACGAAAAUGUGGCGAUAUUUAACUGAAUUGUCUUUCUUUUUGGCCUUUGACGACUCGCAUUGCAUGAGCACUGCCGUAGAGCGAACAUGGAAUCGCAGACAUAGAGGCCUUUUCUUGUCCUUUGUAACCCCUGUACAACCAGCAUUUCUCAUCUUUUGACAGAUUUUUUCGCACGUGCUGUCUGUAUACGUACAGCAUGUGGCAUGCUCGUCAAAGUGAGUACACACGCGGGACUGCGUGCAUCUUCCACAUAGACUGACGUCUCCUAUCGCUUGAAUAUAUAAAAGUGCUUUGUGUAUGUAAUCGCUGUUGCAGUGGCAACCUGCCUGUUGAUUAUGCAUAUCUGUCGCCGUUUGCCGAUCCAAGAUGAUGUAUUUACCGCACCGUGGCGUUUCAUGGCACGUGCGUGCCGACCCUGCCGCUGUGUAGUUGUUACACUAAUGCUCUGUAGCUGUACUCACCAUGAAAUAAAGAGAAGAAAAGUAUUGUACAGAGGUGAUCAUAGCAA